AUGUCGGGAAGCAAUCAGACAUCCCCGCGCUUCUUCAACUAUCCCACACCCAAACCUCACGACGCGCCAUACAAGGCCCCACCCCCAGGAAAGAACCCCGUAGUUAAGGGCGCUUUACUGCACUAUCUUUCCAAUCUCGUCGCGACUGUACCCUUGGUCCCUGGCGUCCUCUGGAGCAAUGCCGGCUUCAGCUCCUUGCGAGAAUGUAGGCAGCUCGACGGAAUCGACCCGCGCUACGAUCCCACCGUGAUACCGCUAUCUGAGUCCAACGAUGCUUCUGUUAGCUACACAGACAACUCCAACCUUCGCGCAUCCCCCGGCCACGCCUCGUCAAACCGAUUUCACUCGAUCAAAGACUUUCACGAUGCAUACUUGAGUGGCGCACUUACGCCCACCGAAGUCGUAGAACAUCUUCUCCCCCUUAUACGCCGAGAUGUCGCUCAGCGCUCGCCUUACUCGACAGCCUUCAUGGACAGCAAGGUAGACAUGGUCAGACAAGCUGCCGAAGCCUCCACGCAACGGUACAAGCAAGGAAAGCCACUGGGUAUACUAGACGGCGUGCCGUUUGGUGUCAAGGAUGACCUCAAGGUUAAGGGUUACAAGCACUACAUCGGCACCACCCAUGACUAUAGCAAUGGCGGAAACAAGGAUACCAGUUGGUGCGCGAAGAUGGUCGAGAAAGAAGGCGCUAUCCUGGUUGGAACGCUGACCAUGCACGAACUGGGCAUGGAUACCACAAACAAUAACCCCAAUUGGGGCACACCAAUCAACCCUUACAAUAGCUCAUACUACCCGGGCGGCUCAUCAGGAGGCGCUGCGUCUGCUGUAGGACAUGGUCUCAUACCCUUUGCCAUCGGGUCAGAUGGUGGUGGCUCGGUCAGAAUCCCCAGCAACUAUUGCGGUCUCUACGGUCUGAAGCCUUCACACUCUCGCGUCUCCGUCGCACCAAUGCCAGAUGCCGGGAAAUCCGUCACCGUCCGUGGGCCCCUCGCAAGCAACAUGUCGGAUCUCGAGAUCGCAUACCGGAUCCUCGCCCAGCCCGACCCAUCGACGUAUCCGUCAUCGCUCUUCAGCCCACCCAGAAAGCACACCGGGCCCCGAAACAAAGUGCUGGGUGUGUACAAAGCGUGGAUCGAUCGCGCAGACCCUGCAGUACAAGAAGCAGUUCACUCCGCCCUACAGUACUUUGAAUCAGAACUAGGCUACCAAAUCAUCGACAUCACCAUCCCGCUGCUAACAGAAGGCCAACUAGCCCAUGCAAUGACCAUCAUGGCCGAAGGCGCCGCAGGCCACAAGACUUCCAUCUACGACCUCACGCCCGCCAACCGCAUCCUAAUGAGUGUCGCGCGCCAGAGUCCUGCCACAGACUUCCUGCUCGCCCAGCGCCUGCGUAACAUACUAAUGGAACAUCUCGCCAACUUAUUUCAAAAACACCCCGGCCUCAUCAUUGUCACGCCCACAACGCCGAAUGCAGGCUGGCCUAUUGACCCCGCGGAGCUGUCCCACGGCGUUACGAAUGGAAAUAAGCAGAUUAGGAAUAUGGAUGCCGACAAGGGCCCACCCACUCUAACAUCCUUCCACAUCAACCGUGUGGCUUUAUCUUGGCCUGAACCCACCUACGGCAUACUCUUGCCGACGCUCGCCCACCUGGCUCCAUCCCUAAACCUACACUCUGAGAGCCGCACCAUACUGUCCCGUGCAAUGAACCCGCAGAUUCUCAUCACUCCCCAUCCGUCUACUUCUACGCAAGACGGCCGCCGACAAUCCUACCCCGACGACAUGUCGACUUCCUCGUCCAACUCUUCCAUCAGCGACACGGAGAUGAAAAACGACCCCACACUACAGACCAGGCCCCGUCUAGGGAGCAGAAAAUCCAGCGGCACCAUCAUAAUACCCCGCGACAGCCCCAAUGUCGAGAUGAAGGAGGAGGAGGAGGAGUACGAUGACGGCGAUGCGCGGACCAUGAGCCCUCGCCGGAGUAGCGAAGAAAUCGAGAAGAUGGGCCAGGAUGCUCGGCAAGCUCUGAUAGAACAAGCCAAAGCUCUACAAGCCAGCCUCAUGCAGAUUGUUGAUCGUGUCGAAGUCGUCAAGAACGAACACGAAAAGCUCGAGGGCGGCAACAAGUUCCUGCAAUCAUAUAUCGGCGAGCUGAUGCAAACGAGCAAGCUCACCUCUACGGGCGCCGGAAAAGCGUCCAAAGUCAAGGGCAAGGGCAGAAUCAUCAAAUAA
Messenger RNA from Alternaria atra, 2229 nucleotides. RefSeq lists its product as uncharacterized. The coding region runs from base 1 to 2229 and encodes 742 amino acids. Gene Ontology annotation, molecular function: catalytic activity. Lineage: Eukaryota; Fungi; Ascomycota; Dothideomycetes; Pleosporales; Pleosporaceae. The transcript has 6 exons. The record is from RefSeq and is a predicted model, not a curated record.